This is a messenger RNA of Scatophagus argus, 1651 nucleotides long. Its product is annotated as cAMP-regulated phosphoprotein 19-like. The transcript has 3 exons. The record is from RefSeq and is a predicted model, not a curated record. Bases 269 to 607 code for a protein of 112 amino acids. Lineage: Eukaryota; Metazoa; Chordata; Actinopteri; Scatophagidae. Gene Ontology annotation, molecular function: protein phosphatase inhibitor activity. Gene Ontology annotation, cellular component: cytoplasm.
AUACAAACGUAAGACAGUUUACAUCACAUUAUCAACUGUCGGACGCCUGACACAUUCAUGUGAUAAUAAUCUGAUAGUCCCAGCCUUCCCUGUCUCGUCUCAUCUACAUCUCUGGCAUCGAUUCAUCGGCCUGUUGCUGGACAGGCUGCUUGACAGGCUGCUGCCCUCGCCCGCCUUGUCGCUACCAGUACCACCUUUGCAUCCUUCACAAGAGCUGGUUGGACGGUUACAUCCAGUUUUACGAGCAGAGCAGGAAUUCAGUACAGCCAUGUCCGAGGAGGUCGAAGGAACGAGGACUUCUGAAGAACAGCAGGAAAUGGAGGACAAAGUAAUUAGUCCAGAGAAGGCAGAGGAGGCCAAACUGAAGGCCAGGUAUCCUAACCUUGGAACCAAGCCAGGAGGCUCAGACCUUCUCAGGAAAAGACUUCAGAAGGGGCAAAAGUAUUUUGACUCUGGUGACUACAACAUGGCCAAGGCAAAAAUGAAGAACAAACAGUUGCCAUCAGCCCCAACGGAGAAGGCGGAGAUCACAGGCGGGCACAUCCCAACACCUCAGGACCUGCCCCAAAGAAAGACUUCAAUUGUGGCCAGCAAACUGGCUGGUUGAUGAGUUUAUGUUUACUGUUUUGUUACCAUUCCAACUCCCACUUCAUAUCUACCCGCAGUUUACAUUAUUUUUCACCUUUGUAUGUAUUCUCUAAGAACAAGCUAUGUACCAAGUGAAAUUCUUGAGAGAAAUUGGCAACUGUCAGGCACUGAACUAUUGAGCUAACUCAAACAACAAAGCAGUAGCUGAAAAUGUUUCUCAAGACUGUAAAAACAAAACAAAAAAGAAAUAUAUGAACGGUGAUUAAUUUCUGAACAUCAUACCACAGUUGUAAAUUUGAAUGGAUGUUAGUGCUAUCUAAUUUUCACUGAACGUUUUCACUCGUAAGGAUAUAUCUAUAUCUUUAUAGAUAUGUAUAUCUUUCAUGCAAAUUGUCUGUCAAACAACAGUUGAAGAGUCUGGGCAGAUUGUCUGUUUUUAAUCACCUGUUCCACCAUGUUACUGAUAAUUAUAGAGGCAAAAAUACUUUGAAUUAUGACCACAGACAGAGGGAAAUAUCACCUGAGUUUGCAUUGAUGUAAGGGGGAGGUAGAAGUGUACUUUGCAGAUAUACCUUUGAGUUUGAAGCUAAUUUGUGUAUUCACCCACUCAAAUGGAGGCAUGUCUGUUUUAAAUAGUGAAAAGUUAAGUAAUCCUGCAUUGAUUUUUGUUUUCUAAGUCUUGACUGUGUGUCCUUUCCUCUUGCUGUGAAGCAGUUUGAUUCUGUGCUUUCAAAGCACUGAAGUUUAGAUCACACCCCCUUUGUAACCAAUUGUAUUUUAAUACAUUUUAGUGACAUUGGUUUGCAACAACUUGCUGCUGGUCUCCAUCUCACCCUGACCUCUAAAAUGGCCUUAAAAGUAAUGGACUCUCUUGAGCAAUAUUUGCUCCCUCAGUGAGAAUCGAAGUUGUGAAUUUUGCCUGAAAUGUCUGUCACUGUCUGACUGGAAUCACUUAGGAUUUUAUGGAAAGAAACUCCCUUGAUGUGUCUGGAGUGUGCAUGUGCAUUUAUUGUGCAGUCACACUGUGCCAUUUGUUUUGUAAAUAAAAUAGUUUUGCAUAAUA